GCGCUGCAGCGGGCCGCCCGGGAGCGGGCCGCGCGAGACGUGGUGCUUCCCGAGGCUGUGCAGUCAACGCCCACGACGCUGGCCCAGUUCGGGGCGCUGAUGCGCAAGUGCGCCAAGGCCGGGGAUGCCAAGCUCGCCGAGCGCUGGCUCGACGAGAUGCGCGGCGCCAGCUUCGAGCCCGACCUGCAGGCGUACAACACGCUGCUGGACGCCUGCGCCAACGCCGGCGACGUGGACGCGGCGGAGAGGGUGCUGCGCGAGAUGGACGGCCAGGGCCCUGCGCCGGACGCCUACAGCUACUGUGCGGUCAUCCGCUCCUGCGACAUCGCGACCAGGCGCGGCGCGGCCGCGGCGGGCGGCGGCGCGCUGCCGCGCGCGGAGGGGCACUUUGCCGCGAUGCGGAGGGCGGGCGUGGAGGCCUCGCACCCGGUGUACAACGCCAUGAUCCGGGUGUGCGCCGGCGCCAAGGACCUGCGCGGCGCGGAGAGGUGGUUGGGGGACAUGCGCCGGCGGGAGGUGGCGCCGGACGUCGUCAGUUACAACUCGCUGAUCGCGGCCUACUCGGCCUCGGGCGACGUUCAGAGGGCCGCGGGGGUGUUCGACGAGAUCCGUGGCGCGGGCCUGCAGCCCGACCCGGAGGAGGAGCUGAGCGUCGUCGCCUUCAACAGCAUGAUCGACUGUUAUGCGAAGCUGGGCAACCCACAGAUGGCGCAACACUAUUUCGACAUGCUGCGCAAGUACUCGCUGCGCCCGAACAGCAGCAGCUUCAAUGCUGUCAUCAAUGCACAUGCUCAGGCUGGCGACCUGAAGGAGGCACUGGCGCAGAUGUACGCCAUGCGGAGGUGGUCGCGCAUGAUGCCUGACAGCUUCACGCACACGGCCAUCGUCGGCGGCUUUGCGAAGAAGGGCCAGCUCGACAAGGCGGAGCAGUUCAUGUCGCAGAUGCGCGACUCCGAUGUUCUGCCGAACGAGGCGACGUACGCAACCCUCUUUCGGGGCUGCGCGCAGGUGCUCCAGGUGAAGCGCGCGGAGAGGCUGCUGGCAGAGAUGCGGGCGGGCCAGAUCGAGCCUGGCCUUGUGACAUGCCAGGGAGUGAGAAGAUGCACCUGCCACGACCACCUGGGGUAUUCUUUCCCACUCCCCAUAUACAAUUCGAUGCUGGACAUCUACGCCCGCGACCGCGAUUGCGGAGCGGCGGAGAGCUCGCUGUGGCAGAUGCUGAAGAACAAGGUGUCGCCCGACCUUAUCACCUACGGCGCGCUGCUCAAGGCCGUGGGACGCGCUGGCGACGUGGCUCGCGCGGAGCUGUGGCUGGCUCGGCUUGGCGUUACGGGCUGCGCGCUCGACGAGAGGGUCCACGCUGGAGUCCUGACUGCCUGUGGGCAGGCGGGCGACCUGGCAGCGGUGGAUCGCGUCUUCGCCGCCAUGCGCAGGGCACACGUCCCCGAGUCGGUGGUGAGCCACUCGACCGCCAUCAACGCGUGCGUGACGGCCGCCGACCUGCCCGAGGCGGAACGGCGCUUGCAGGCCAUGCUGGAGCGUGGGGUCAGGCCGAACGCCUACACGCUCAACGCUCUGGUGAACGUGUGCGUCGCCGCCGCGGAGGCCGCCAGUGCCGAGAGGUGGUUCCUGGACAUGCUCCGGGACCACGGCGUAGAGGCCGAGGUCGUCUCCUUCAACGGCCUCCUGCGCGCGUGGUCGUCGUUCGGCGACCUCUCUCGCGUUCGCUUGUGGCUCGGUCGCAUGCCCGCGCUGGGUGUGCGUCCAGACCUGGUCAGCUUCAACGUGACGCUCAACGCGUGCGCGCGCGUGGGGGACGCGGCUGCCGCGCGGCAGGUCCUGGAAAGGAUGCGUGCGGAGCGCAUGAAGCCCUCCAUCGCGACCUACCGCGCCCUGGUCAAGCCGUUCCAGCUGGCUGGGGACUACGAGGCGGUCAGGAGUUUCAUGCAGCAGAUGGAGUACGAGGGGCUCCCCGCCGACGCCUUCUGCGCGCGCGCCCUGCUCUCCCUCUGCGCCGGAGCCGCGGCGGCCGGAAACUCGCACGCCGCCGACGUGGCCGAGGAGGUGUUCUCCGGGGCCUCCGAGCUUUUGCGCGACGACCAGUUCGCCCGCAAAUCGCUCGCGCGGGCGCUGGGCUGGGAGCGCUACAAGCGGCUGGCCCUGCGCCUGCGGCUGCCGGGCACCGGCAGGGAGCCGCGGUCCCCCGCCGCGGAGCCCCCGGGGCAAGACGGCCGCGCGGACCUCGCGCGGAGACCCGUGGCCUUCGAGCUGGCGCAGGAGCCCUCCGCGGAGGGCCUGCCCGCUGGCGAGGCGGACGACCGGCCUGCCCACUUCGUGCUCGCCGCGGAGCGCGCGGGGCGCAUGUACGGCGAGCGGGACCAGAUAGGGCCCCUCACGGAGAAGCUCACCAGAAUCGCCAUGUCUGGGUCGAUCGGGGACCGCGUCGGCGCAGGCGUCGCCGCGCUGACGUUGGCGGCGGGGGCCGCGCACUUCUUGCAGGGCGUCGCCUCCCCCAAGUCCUGCGCCGACCUCUGCCUUCGGCCAUGGUUUAUGGCAUGCGCUGGGCUCUGGAUGGUCGGCUCGGGCCUGGCCUACCUGAUCGACGAGCAAAUGGGGUUCCCCUUUAUGGCGUCGAGCAUGGGCGGCGCGGCGAUCACCGCCGCGCUGUCGCCGCAGAAGCCAGGCGUGGUCGUGUCCCUCGGCUGCCUCGGGCUGCUCGCCUUCUUCGCUCCGCUGCCGAAGGACGAGGUCUUCGUGGCGACGUCGGUGGGCAUGUUCUUCUUCGGCGUGCUGGGCCGAGUGCUCCUCGGCGGCGACGCUGGCACCGCCGACGGCAAGGAGGGCAAGAGCGACUGA
Molecule: messenger RNA, 2856 nt
Organism: Prorocentrum cordatum
Lineage: Eukaryota; Dinophyceae; Prorocentrales; Prorocentraceae
Source: the annotation of a GenBank genome assembly